GUGGGCGCCGUUCUCCCGCCGCUCGCUAUCGGCCCCACGGGCCCCGCGCCGCGCUCAGGAUGCCGCUGGGGCUGAAGCCCACCUGCAGCGUGUGCCGCAGCACGUCCUCCUCCAUGUGGAAGAAGGGCGGGCAGGGCGAGAUUCUGUGCAACAACUGCACGGCCCGCUCGGCGCCGCCCCCGCCCGCCGCCUUCGCCACCACCUCGGCAGCCGCCCAGCACAGCAACGGCGGAGGAGGAGGAGGAGGAGGAGGCGGGGGUGGGAAGCAGAGCAAGCAGGAGAUCCACCGCCGCUCGGCGCGGCUCAGGAACACCAAGUACAAGUCGGCGCCCGCCGCGGAGAAGAAGGUUUCCACGAAGGGCAAGGGCAGGAGGCACAUCUUCAAGCUGAAAAACCCCAUCAAGGCUCCUGAGUCUGUAUCCACUAUAAUAACAGCAGAAUCAAUCUUUCAUAAGGGUGUGUACUAUCAAAUUGGAGAUGUUGUUUCRGUGGUUGAUGAGCAGGAUGGAAGAACAUACUAUGCUCAGAUCCGUGGGUUUAUUCAGGACCAAUACUGUGAAAAGAGUGCUGCACUAACCUGGCUCAUUCCUACACAAGCCAGCCCCAAAGACUGUUUUGACCCAGCAUCCUAUAUCAUAGGACCAGAAGAAGAUCUCCCAAGGAAAAUGGAAUAUUUGGAAUUUGUUUGUCAUGCACCUUCAGAAUAUUUCAAAUCUCGAUCAUCUCCCUUCCCUACCGUUCCUACAAGGCCAGAGAAAGGCUAUAUAUGGACACAUGUGGGACCCACUCCUGCGAUCUCCAUUAAAGAAACUGUUGCAAAUAAUUUAUAAUUUUUUAAGGAAUACUGUGGACUAGUUAUUUUGGGUGUAUCCUCCAGUUUGUAAAUCCUAUUCAAGAAAUUUUAAAAAUUAUAAAAUGAGCCGGUUUACUUUACAGAUUAUGAAGUUUUCAUUCCAAUUGAUGCAUCGUUUCAUUGCUCAGUUCUUCAGACGUUAUUGCUCAUCUUGGGACAAAACUAAAGUGUCUUGCCAUCUUUGACUUCUGAAAGCUGCCUUUAGUGUUCACUCAUACUUUUUAAGUUGCCUUUAGUGUUCCUUCAUACUUUUUAAGUUAUUUUCCAGCAGAGACAUAAUAAUCCAGCACUUUAUGUAACUGUUUAAUUUAAUUAACUGUGACUAUUGUUUUUUAUUUACUUGUUAAAUAAUUUAAGACUAACUUCACAUAAACACUGAAAUGGUCAGUGAUGCYGUUAACAGUUUUCUGUUACAUCUAGAGGAGUGAUCUGUCUGGAUUUCUCCAGGCUAAAACCUCAACCUCAAGGAAGGCCUCAAUUUAACCUUUUAAAGGAAUUUUGUUCAUCUGAAUCUGAAACGKGGGCCUAUGUAUGUAGCUUUCUGCUAAACUUUACUUAUAUAAGGGCAUAAAUUUCUUUAAAAUAUGGAUGCAAAUUUAAAAAUUAWUGUUAUUUGUUGUCCUGGCAUCCUCAAGGCAGAAAUAUAUCUGCAUUUCCUGAGCAAGCCAACACUGACAUUAAGAUUUGAGUUUCCGAUUGUUAAUAUUUGUGUGCCGCUUAGCAUGCUCUCUAAAAAGCGAUUUCUAAUUGUUUUUUCAAUCUUAGCAAUUAGUGAUGGUAAAAAAAAAAUGGUCAAGCAAUUCAAAUAAAAAAACCCAAACAUUUGGUAAGGGAAAUAAAAAUUAUGUAUUGACAGCAUAACAAAGAAAAUAUUUAAAUAGCAGGAUGGGAGAAAUGCUACAUACUAAAAAUAUCAAUAAAGUUCUCUGCCCUAAACGUUUUACAAGCCAGCCAGCUCCAAACACUAUGAGAUGUGUUUAGAUGGCUUGAAUUUCCAGGGCAUAGUCGCUCCUGCUGCCUGUGAGGAUAAGAGCUAUAAGUGGCCUUAAAUUUAAAUGUACAGAUCUUUUCAGCUGUUUUUUUUUUGUAUGAACAUAUAUGACCAUAGAACAYGGAAGCCCGAAUCACCUUUAAGAUAUUGUAUGAAAAUAAGCUUAUCUUGUAGCAUUAUGAAAGGCUGUGAUUUAACGUGUAACAUCUUUGAAAGUUUCAGGUAUUGACAGCUUUUAAUACAGUGSGGCCUGUGAGGGCAGGAACCAAAUAUAUUUGUUUUGGUCUGUUCUGCCUCUGUUCUGCCYUCUUCAAAUACAAGGAAGAACGGUCAGCCUUAAGGGAGUAGAUGCUAAAGUUAAAGGAUACUGUCAAUAAUUCAAAAUGCUCAGAAAUUAGCUUCACAUUGCCAAUACAGAGUUAAAUGUUAAUCCUCAGUUGUUUACUAAGAUGAGAUGUGUGCUCAUGUUCAGUGUGUUGCAGUAAUUAAUUCCAAGGUGACCUCAACUUCUCUUCAGUCUCUCCUUUCUAUUCCUCUGGAUUUUUUUUUCUGGUUUCUUUAUUAACAACUACAAGAAAAUAAAAAUAACAAGYCUUAUAUUUGUAAUAACAAGAGUGACUCCAUUGAUUCAAAUGUUUUCCUUCCUUUCUCUGCAGUCCACGAGGUUUUCACCUGGAAGCACUGUGAUGUCCCUGUGCUGCUUUGGCAUAAUCCAUGGACCUCUGCCCAUCUGUGGGCUGUUUUACCUUCCCUGAAUUACCAAGGUUGGAAAAGUCCUUUAUGGUCRUUGAGUCCAAUGAAGUUUAGCUGCUUUCCUUGUCAAAUCCUCAUAGAAAUAAGGAGAAAAACAUKGUUUUGCUUUUUUGAUUUCCUAUAAAUUAUGCCAGAUGAAAAGUACUUGCUUGCCAUUUGCCUUACUUGUCAAUAAAUUGUAAUAUAAAAGGGACAAUUCAUUUCUCACCAGCAUACACCUUUCUAAAAUUUAGUGCUGCUGGUGAUUCAAGUAUUAUACUUCCAACUACAGUCUAAACAGACAAAAAUAUCUUUUUUCAGAGUUCUAUUAGUAAAUACUAAGUAUUUUUAUUAUAGUCUUACACRGGGAAAUGUUAAUAAUACAAAUGAGCAAGAAUUCUGAUGGUAAGUUCUCAAAACAGAGUGGAUACGCAGGCAGUGACUGUUAUUAAAGUGUUACAACUUUAUUUAUAGGUAUUUGAAUGGUUGCACUGUCAUGUGUUUCUUGUGUUCACAACAUCACCCAGAAACAAGAAAAAUGACUGACUCUCCAGACAGCUUCUUGUGGAUGGACAUAGCUGAAGAAUGGGACCUCCAAGAGCAGUGUCUCUCUGAAAAUUCCUCAUCUCUCAUAUUGGGAAAAUGACGGACUAAAGGAAGACCUAAAAAAUGGACUCAACAGCAGAAGGGAUAUCAGAGGAUCCCAUGGGGACAGGCUUUGAUGCCCUGCAACUGAGCUCAUUUCUGUUUUCUAAUUUGGUAAUCCCCCAUGGCAAAAUGUGGGUAGGUUUCAUCCUUGCGUCACUGGACUGGGAGUGGAUAUACUACUGCUGAAUUUAUGACUUUGUGUUAAGCUUCAKACCUUUGUGACCAGCCAACAGUCAUUUUCUUUAAGGCGUUUUAGUUCUAAAGGUGGAACGUGCAUCCAAGAGCUGARAGCCACAGAGCAUGUAUAAUAUACWGAGGAACACAUAGAACAUGUGGCCUGUGUCCCAAGGCACAAAUUGCAGGUGGGAGGAGUAGCCCUUCCCCUAUACUUUACAGUACCAAAAGAGUACAUACUAGAGAAGAGUGUAUUUGGAUAAUGGCUCUGUUAGGAGCAGAAUGCUGCUCUCUGGGAAAACGUGAUGCAAAUACAAUGGAUARAUAAAUGUGUGGUGCCUUGGGCUCCUUCUGGAAUGAGUCUGGGGUUCCCCUCUUGCUGCAGUGCUGUGCCACAUGACAGUCAUCUCAGUCAUCCUGACAGAGCCCCCAGAGCUGGCCUUGCAUAUCCACUCUCUUUUGAGAACUUACCAUCCAAACCAAUUCAAAAGCUUUGCUUUGUUUUAAUGCAGCCYUCAACUUUAAAAUGAAUAUUAUACAAGAAGCGAAGAGUAUGUUCAUUAUUGUUAGUAGUAUAUUGUAUAUUAUGAUUAAUAAAGGCCUUAAAUGGUCUUACAGAACUGAGAACAAAAAUAUUAAUAGAUGUAAUAUUGAAGUUUCAACUGCUCU
Malurus melanocephalus (red-backed fairy wren) is the source of this 4067-nucleotide messenger RNA. RefSeq names its product GATA zinc finger domain containing 1 (gene GATAD1). NCBI's taxonomy places the organism in Eukaryota, Metazoa, Chordata, Aves, Passeriformes, Maluridae. Gene Ontology annotation, cellular component: nucleus. Gene Ontology annotation, molecular function: sequence-specific DNA binding; zinc ion binding. The transcript has 5 exons. Gene Ontology annotation, biological process: regulation of DNA-templated transcription; chromatin organization. Bases 60 to 830 code for a protein of 256 amino acids. The record is from RefSeq and is a predicted model, not a curated record.